Messenger RNA from Orcinus orca (killer whale), 1047 nucleotides. RefSeq names its product 40S ribosomal protein S6-like. Gene Ontology annotation, cellular component: ribosome. The record is from RefSeq and is a predicted model, not a curated record. Lineage: Eukaryota; Metazoa; Chordata; Mammalia; Artiodactyla; Delphinidae. The transcript has a single exon. Gene Ontology annotation, molecular function: structural constituent of ribosome. Bases 1 to 645 code for a protein of 214 amino acids. Gene Ontology annotation, biological process: translation.
AUGAAGCUGAACAUCUCUUUCCCGGCCACUGACUGCCGGAAGCUCAUUGAAGUGGAUGAUGAACGAAAACUUCAUACCUUUUAUGAGAAACAUAUGGCCACGGAAGUUGCUGCUGACGCUCUCGGUGAAGAAUGGAAGGGUUAUGUGGUCCGAAUCAGUGGGGGGAACGACAAACAAGCUUCCCCCAUGAAGCAGUGUGUCUUGACCAAUGGCCGAGUCUGCCUGCCACUGAAUAAGGGGCAUUCCUGUUACAGACCGAGGAGGACUGGAGAAAGAAAGCACAAAUCUGUACGGGGUUGCAUUGUGGAUGCCAAUCUGAGUGUUCUCAAUUUGGUCAGCGUAAAAAAAGGGGAGAAGGAUAUUCUUGGACUCACUGAUACUACUGUGCCUCGUCGCCUGGGGCCCAAAAGAACUUGGAGAAUCUGCAAACUUUUCAAUCUCUCUAAAGAGCAUGAUGUCCAUCCGUACGUUUUGAGAAAGCCCCUAAACAAAGAAGGUAAGAAACCUAGGACCAAAGCACCUAAAAUUCAGCGUCUUGUUACUCCACGUGUUCUGCAACAUAAACACAGGUGUAUUGCUCUGAAGAAACAGCAUACUAAGAAGAAUAAGGAAGAGGCUACAGAAUAUGCUAAACUUUUGGCCUAAAGAAUGAAGGAGCCCGAAGAAAAACGCCAGGAACAGAUUGUCGUGAGACAGAGGCUGUCCGCCCUGACAGCUUCUACUUCUAAGUCUGAGUCCAGUCAAAAACGAGAUGCUCUGGGCUUCCCUGGUGGCGCAGUGGUUGAGAGUCCGCCUGCCGAUGCAGGGGACACGGGUUCAUGCCCCGGUCCGAGAAGAUCCCACAUGCCGCGGAGCGGCUGGGCCCGUGAGCCAUGGCCGCUGAGCCUGCGCGUCCGGAGCCUGUGCUCCGCAACGGGAGAGGCCACAACAGUGAGAGGCCCGCGUACCGAAAAAACAAACAAACAAAAAAAGACAAAUGAUCUGAAUGGACACUUCACUACAGAAGAUAUAUGGAUGGAAAUAUGUAUAUUAAAAUAUGCUUAAUGU